CUCGCACGCGCGCGCAGUGUAAAUUCCUGUCUGUUCCUGUCAACGAAAAUAACAACAGUCGAAACAAGAUCAGAUUCUUAGCGGUGUCCGAUUGUCAGCAUCAAACAACGUAUCUGGUACUGCUUGCAUCACGCCUUGCACGAUGUCAAGACGAUCGAGUCGCCCGUCGUCGGCAACCUCUCACGGCAGCAGGUCCUCCAACAUAGACCGGGACUUCAAGCUGAACUGCAAGGCAGCAUAUCUGUCCGUGUUUGACGACAUCAGAGAUGAAAUAACCUCAAAGAAUGAUCUCAUAUUAGUUCUUCAACAAUCAGGCCGCAAUCCUUCUCAGCGUACUUUGGAAAAGUAUUGGAAAUAUGAUACAGAUUCGUUAACGUUUAAUGACUUUGUUGACAUUUGUCAGCAGGAACAUGCUACCACUGCAGAAGAUCUUAUGAAAGCUUUCAAGAAGAUUGACGUAAAUGGCGAUGGGUACAUUUCUUUGGAUGAACUGCAUGACACUCUUACUAGUAAAGGAGAGAAAAUGAGUGAGGAUGAGGUCAGGGCCAUAAUCGAUGAAGUUGAUGAAAAUAAAGAUGGCCGUCUGGAUUAUGCAGAGGAACAAUUUUUCUAUAUUCAGUUCUGCAACAUGAUGAUGAAGACAGUGGAGGAAUCUAGGAAGAUGGCCAUGAAAAUCAUGGAGAAAAAGGAGAGAAAAAAACAACGCAGCAAACAAUCGGUCACCCCUAGAAAAGACAAGGAAGAAGAAGAUAUUCAAUCUUCAAGAACAUCUUUACAGUCAGGCUCUGGGCAUUUGAAAAAACGUCGUGGCUCAAAGUCGUCUAUGAUCAGCAUUGAUGAUUUGCCGAAGCCGUCUCCCAGAGUUAACCGAGACCGGAGCCAGCUGGCAGUGAAAUCUCACCUCCAGGAACCAAACAGUCUGAGUGACUGGACACAUAACUUCAGCCGAGGCUGCUUCUACCUGGAGGAUGGGAAAAUAAUCAACAACCAGUACUCGCUCAGUCUGCCAGAGGACUGCAGUGUGUGGUUCACCAUCAAACCCAUCAGAAUUGGAGAAGGGGGUGUAACUGAAAAUGGAUUUCCAGUGGACACAGCUUUGUUUAUUCUGAGGGACAGAGGUCAUUCACACGGACAGAGAGUGGUCACGUUCACAGAACAGAGAGACUCUCAAGGGAAAUACGGAGUUCGCUGUGACCUGAAAGCGGGGAAGUACAAGCUCAUUCCAUUCUCGACAGGAUGUCGACUGACACCGAGCAGGCAUCACCCGAAACACGAGUCUAAACUGGUUCAGAAGGACAAGCACAAUAACUUUGUCCUCACCAAGGUUUUCAGAAAGGCCCUCGAUGAAAUAUUUGAUAUGGUCGACCUGGACGAAAACGGCCUGUUGAGUCGGGAGGAGUUCAAUCUGUACACAUGGAGGACCAGUGGGGACGAAGUGGCUGAUGAAGAAUGGGAUGUAGUUGAAACCAACUGUGAUCUACAGGAUGGACAGAUCACGAGGGAGGGCUUUCUUCACCUCACGGAAAUGGAAGCCAAAGAGUCCGAUGGGGACGAGAAAGAUUUGUGGAUUACCCUGGAGAACAUGGGCUACGACAAGUCCCUUGUUUUGUCUGAGGCGUGUCCAUUCCGAUUGGACGUGUACACUGAGGACUGUGAGAAUGUGGAACUGAAGGUGUCGACGAAUGAACCAACCGACGAGUAUGUCGAAGAAGCUGUGUGUGAAUCGGUCGUAUCAAAGGGUGAAAGCUCAAAGAUCAAGGGAAUGCGAGACCUUACGUUAUACAACUACAUUGGCGAAACCAGGGCAACCAUUGUUGUGAAAAACGGGUCUUCGUCACAGGUUUCCGUGGAACUGGACUGUAGUGGCAGCCGGAAUUGCAUCAGUAACCCCAACACAUUACAGCACACAGUGUCUGUACCAGCUCAAACUACAGUGAUUGGAUAUCAUCUUCUACCACAUAACGAGAAAUCAGGAUGGACAGUUCAGUGUUCAGAGAAGAUUGUGAAAUGAGAAAUUAUGUUUACGCAAACUAUCACUAUUUAAUGUACAGUAACUACAGUUAGGAAAUGCAUCUGAUCUCAUGUUGUCCAGUAAGCAUUAUUUACUAAUAUUCCGUAUCUAGUGAAGGUUUUUGCUGGAAUUUACUUUUUCGGAUUAUUCAUGGCAGAGACCCUUUUAUGUCCCACUUCGCUUAAUUGCAAGAAUAUUAACCUAGGCUUCCAGAUUUCACAAAAAAAAUAUUCCUGGUAGCCUAUCAGCAAAACAACGGAACCGAAAGUCUGUUACUCUGUUAUCAUGUUGUAUAACCCACAAAUGCCAUCAUUACUGAAAAACUGUUUCCAAUGGGUUCUGAUGGGGGAAAAAAGGACAUGGAAUUAUAAAAGUGUUUCCAAUGGGUUCUGAUGGGGAAAAAAAGGACAUGGAAUUAUAAAAGUGUUUCCAAUGGGUUCUGAUGGGGGAACAAGGACAUGGAAUUAUAAGUGUUUCCAAUGGGUUCUGAUGGGGAAAAAAAGGACAUGGAAUUAUUAAAGUGUUUCCAAUGGGUUCUGAUGGGGAAAAAAAGGACAUGGAAUUAUAAAAGUGUUUCCAAUGGGUUCUGAUGUGUUAAAAAAGGACAUGGAAUUAUAAAAGUGUUUCCCAUAAAAAAAAAAUAUUCUGAAACCGGUAAGCUAAAAAGGAACUGCAUAAUUUGAUAGCUGUACAUUUUUUAUUACUCUACUUCAGUUAAAAAUUGGCAGUAUACCAAUCGCCCAAAGUGACCUUUAUUGACUAAAGGUGACUAUGAAUUUUAUAAAGUAAGUCUUAUCAGGCAACCAGCAAUUUUAGAAAAAUUCAUACUCCACAAAAAAAAAUAAAAAAAAUUAUUGAUAAAGUAUUUGAAUAUUAAACAUUUAGAAGGCAAAAAAAAAUACUUCUGGAUUUAUUUUUUAAUUUGCCUUUUUUAGCUGAUACAACUUAAAUAUUUUAUUAUGUAGAGGCCAAAAAAAACACACAGUUUAUUAGAAUGUAUUUGUAAAAAAAUUCUCUUUUAUUUGAUAUUUUUAUUACUGUGGCAGCUGUGUUACAUUGAUUUGAGAAUUAAAAUAAUUAAUAUUUUAUAUACAUAGCAGAGGUUGAAAUACUGCCAUCCCAGUUGGUUUUUGCCAGUCAACAUCAUCAUAGGCCAGGAAAUGUUUUUUGCCUUUCAGACCGGCAAAUAUUUUACGUUUUUAUUCACACAUUAUGUUGAGUCAAUAUUGCUUGGUCCAGCAGGUUCUGAUUCAGGCAGGCAGAAUUUGUAACUUGCCGGAACAAAUAUCCGACAUGAAUUUCAGCCCAUUUCCACCCCUUAGAUAUAAUAUAUGCUCAAAAGUAGGUUUAUGUUUUUGAUGGAUGGUAUUCAUUCCAAAACCAGUGUGUUGGUGUCCCAGUACCAGUGUGGUGUACUGUCAUUUUAUUUGCUAAUUUUACUGUAUGUAUGUAUGUAUAUUUAUGCACAUUACGUAAAUACACACACCGGUUACAUGUAUUGUAUGUGUAUGGGUAUUAUGUGUUCAUUUAGUGAGUAACAUGUUUAUGCUCUUGUAGUGAUACAACAUUUUGAGGAGUCUUACACAUAUCCAGUGUUCUUCAUUGCAACAUUCAUUCCAUAUAAACCAAAAUAUUCCAUGUUCCAAAGGUAAUUUUUAAUCUCUCUCCAGUUUUUAAAAUUUUUAAUGAAUGUACAUGUACAUCGUUUAUAGCUGUAUAUUAUAAUUAACAGACAUGAUGGUUUUCCCGUACUGAUUUUUAUUUUCUGCUUGUUAUAAUUUUUAAAGAGUGGUCUUUCGUGACAUUUUGCCUUAAUUUAUGGUGCCAGAGAAAACAUUUGUCAAGAAUAUUACAAUCUGAAUUUCUUGACUGUCCCAUAUUGUGAUUGGCCUACAGUUUCCAAUAAACCAAUGAUUCACUGCCUAACAAGUUGGCAAACAGUUUUCCUUUUGAAAAAAUAGCAUCGCAUGUUGUUAUAGCACAUACACACACCAAACCGGAAAGCCAUCUCUUAGUCCACAUUAACAUUACUAUGUUCGAGUAAAAUCUUCUCUCUUUUUUUUGGUAGGGUGCACAAUUAUGUCUGAAUUAAGCAUUUGUUGGAAAAUUAUAAAAGAUAUUGUAUUAAAUUAAUGUAUAUUGGUUAAUCGUGGUAAUUCUUGUGUAGGUAAUAAAGCACAAAUUUUAAUUGGUGUAACGUACAUUGUAUGUUUCUUUUUCCGUCCAUGUUGCUAUCAUUUCUUGUCAUUUAGGUUUAGGUUGAACCACACUGUCAGGUCAUUAUUUAUUGGUUGUUUUCCGUCCAUGUGUUUUUAGGUUUUCACUUUGUAUCUGAAAUCAGUAGACCGGUUUCUAAUGUUUUAUUUAAUAAUGAUAUAUAAUAUAUAUUUAUACAUAAUACAUUUCAUUACAUGUAUCUAUAUAGUUUACAUUAACAAUGUUGUAAGUUUCACAUGUGCUGUAAAUGUGUCAUCACAAAUGUGUCAUCACAUUUUAUUUCAUAGAAUGUGCUCUAAAAGUGAUAUGUGACAUGUCAGUAGGACAUAUUCUUCUUAUGACGUGGUAAAAUUAACAAACUCAGAGUAUCAGAUGUCUGAACGCUUUUACAAUGAUUGGGAAAACCCCCAACUAUUUUUUUUAUCUACACACAUCAGCAUUCUCAUAACAAGUAAUCGUUUGUGCAUACUCUAUAUUUUUGAAACUAAUAAAAAUUACAUUACAAAUUUUACAUCAUUUACAAGCAUUGAUUUCAGAAUGCCACUGUUUUGUGACAGGUGCUUGAAAGUGUUUAUUAGAAGUAAUUUGCAAAAGACAUUGUUCUUAAUUCAUCAGUAAAAAUUCAUAUGCAUAAUAGUUUUUAUUUAAACCUUUGCUUUAGCAUUGAAUAGAAAAAUCUUUAAGAAGUAGAAUGAAUACUGAUAGACUACGUACUGAUGGACUACGGACUGUGUAACCAAAUUAUGUUACAAUACAUUUUAGAAACAUCUGGUUGCAUUUCUUCUUGUUUUUGGCUCUUUUUUUCUCUUUUUUUUUUUGUGGGGUGGGGGUACAUGUAGGUGGGCGAGUGGGAAGGCACAGGUACUAUAAAGAUUUAUUGUUGAUUAUAUAAAGUACAUUUUGGGUCUAGUUAUUAUGUCAAGAUGAUCUAAACAAUAUAAAAAAAAAUAUGGAUAUCCUUGGCAGCUUUUUAGCCAAAACAGUUUUAAGUUGUGAGUGUCACAUUGUUUAGAGAAUUAAUUAUUGGUAGGCAUUUUAUUUUUCAAAAUAUAUUGAUUAAAGAAAAAUAUACACCUAGAAAUUAAUUAAGCACUGACUGAAUUGUAAUGCAGCCAAUAAGGCACGGCAAGUAUUGCACCCUCUAACCAGUGGACUGUUAGCACUCCCCAAGUCCCUUCCACCAGUCCAGAAUUUUGCACCCAGGGCACCUGCCCUGGUGGCCACGCCCACACUACAUGUAUGCCACUGAGGCACCUGCCCUGGUGGCCACGCCCACACUACAUGUAUGCCACUGAGGCACCUGCCCUGGUGGCCACGCCCACACUACAUGUAUGCCACUGAGGCACCUGCCCUGGUGGCCACGCCCACACUACAUGUAUGCCACUGAGGCACCUGCCCUGGUGGCCACGCCCACACUACAUGUAUGCCACUGAGGCACCCGCCCUGGUGGCCACGCCCACACUACAUGUAUGCCACUGAGGCACCCGCCCUGGUGGCCACGCCCACACUACAUGUAUGCCACUGAGGCACCCGCCCUGGUGGCCACGCCCACACUACAUGUAUGUCACUGAGGCACCUAUAAGUAGUUUUCCUGGCUAGUGGGGUUUAAACCCAAUAUUAAGAAUGUUUACAUAUUUUGUAUACUAGAUGUUCACUGAGAUGGCAUGAAUAAGUGGUGCUUAAUUAAUUUACAGGUGUAUAUUUCUAGGUUGCUUUUUAAUAGUGAGUAUGGAACCAAUCAAAAUAAUAAAAUAUAACAAUAGUACUCGACUCAUUGUGGUUCACAAAGUAAUGGUCACUACAGAUCUACAAUAGACUUGUCUGAUGCUGUUAUUUUUAUUAUUUCAAACAACGUCCAAUCUCAUUUGGUAUUCAGUAUUCAGCAUUAACAUAUGUAUUUUGAAUUUUAUUUCACAUUCCACAAAGGCCAGCAUAAUUAGAUUCAUAAUAUGCAUAUUGAAUAAACUCCAUUUAAAACCA
This is a messenger RNA of Gigantopelta aegis, 6208 nucleotides long. Its product is annotated as EF-hand calcium-binding domain-containing protein 7-like. NCBI's taxonomy places the organism in Eukaryota, Metazoa, Mollusca, Gastropoda, Neomphalida, Peltospiridae. The coding region runs from base 143 to 2011 and encodes 622 amino acids. Gene Ontology annotation, molecular function: calcium ion binding. The record is from RefSeq and is a predicted model, not a curated record. The transcript is spliced from 19 exons.